CAUUACAGACACACAUGAACAGAAAAAAUGUCGGCGUUAGCUCCUAUGGUGAUAAACUCCCUUUUGGGAAAUCAUAUAAGCGGGGCGGUCAAGCCGGAUUUACCACCAACAGUGACCGAGAAAACGGCUGCCAGUAGUAAAAUCGUUAGAAAACACUACAAUGAUGGCGGGUACCAUCCCCAUGAAGGGUACCACAACCACGAAGGGUAUCAUCCGCAUGAAGAAGGGUAUGAAAAUGGCGGACACACAUACAUACAUCACUACAGUGGCGGAGGAAACUACGGAAAAAAGAAGAGUCGUAGUGUAGCCCUCACUGCCCUCACUUUACUAGCUUUUCUUUUUUUCUUGCAUAUUUUGCAGUCCUGUCUCGAUCAGACGAUGCCCACCACCACAACAACUACGACAGCUGCACCACAAAUAGUUAUUAUGCAGGCAAAACUCAAAGCGGCCAGAGAAUCCACAGANUCCAUCUUCGUUAAUGUCGACUUAGUGAUAUUUACAAAUUUUAUUAACUAA
This is a messenger RNA of Leptinotarsa decemlineata (Colorado potato beetle), 516 nucleotides long. RefSeq lists its product as uncharacterized. Gene Ontology annotation, cellular component: cytoplasm. Gene Ontology annotation, biological process: carbohydrate metabolic process. Gene Ontology annotation, molecular function: glucose-6-phosphate 1-epimerase activity; carbohydrate binding. The record is from RefSeq and is a predicted model, not a curated record. Lineage: Eukaryota; Metazoa; Arthropoda; Insecta; Coleoptera; Chrysomelidae.